Messenger RNA from Solea solea (common sole), 3670 nucleotides. It is a transcript of the gene elk1, whose product is annotated as ETS transcription factor ELK1. Gene Ontology annotation, cellular component: nucleus. Gene Ontology annotation, biological process: regulation of transcription by RNA polymerase II; cell differentiation. The transcript is spliced from 12 exons. NCBI's taxonomy places the organism in Eukaryota, Metazoa, Chordata, Actinopteri, Pleuronectiformes, Soleidae. Gene Ontology annotation, molecular function: DNA-binding transcription factor activity, RNA polymerase II-specific; sequence-specific DNA binding. The record is from RefSeq and is a predicted model, not a curated record. The coding region runs from base 30 to 2117 and encodes 695 amino acids.
ACAGGAAGAGACGACCAACACACACAGACAUGAAUGACAUGGACCCGUCCAUCACCCUGUGGCAGUUCUUGCUCCACCUGCUGGAGGACCAGCGUCAGAGUCACCUGAUCUCGUGGACAGGUGAAGAUGGAGAGUUUAAGCUGUUGGACGCUGAGGAAGUGGCUCGACUGUGGGGACUACGCAAGAACAAGCACAACAUGAACUACAACAAGCUGAGCCGAGCCCUGAGAUACUACUACGACAAGAACAUCAUAAAGAAGGUGAGCGGUCAGAACUUUGUUUAUAAGUUUGUCAGUCAGCCUGACCCUUCACUGCCUGAAGAGACUGAGGCACUGAAGAACGACAAUGUAGACGCUGGCAACCAAUCAAAAUGCCCCGGGGGCGUGUCGCCAGCCUGUCCGUCAAAGACCUUACCUCAGCGCUCGUCGCCCAAAAGUUCCAGAAACGACUACAUGAGGUCCGGCCUCUACUCCACCUUCACCAUCCACUCACUGCAGGCCACGCCCAGCCCCCGGCCAAUCAGAACAGAGCUGCAGCAGGAGCCCGCCCCCAAGCUCGACCGCAUACCCCGAGAGGUCUCUGUACUGCCAGGGUCUAAAUCUUCAUCAGUAGGUGGUGCUAUAGACUCUUCUCUCCAGGUGAUGGUCACUCAGUCCUCGCCGUGUCCGACUCCGGUGCUCAGUCCUGAAAUUCCGGCCAAUGCCAGCAGCCAAUCACAAAAUCCUCCUGUGAGUGACCCUCCUCAGAUCUAUCUCACCAGUGUCGGGGAUCCCUCCUCCCUCACCCCCCUCAUCCCCCUGCAGGCUCCUGUGGGGGACUCACUGACCCCUCCACAGGAGCCUGCUUCUCACCCGAACCACCCCCCGCACGUCUUUGUCAUCUUCAACCCCCCUGCCAACCAGCAGCAGCAGCAGCAGCAGCAGGUGGCUAUGACUGCUGCUCCUCCUCCCUCUGUGGCUCCGCCUCACACUGUUCGUCCCUCCAUUGUCAUCAAGGAGGAGAACCUGCCGUCAGAGGAGGAGCUGCUGGAAAUGGUUUCUCUGGAGGAGAAGCAGGUGGACGAGAAUCCUCCUGUUCCUGCUCCUCCUACUUUGAACGACCCUCCUCACAUCUAUCUCACCAGCGUCGGGGAUCCCUCCUCCCUCACCCCCCUCAUCCCUCUGGGCGGGUCAGCAAGCUCCACCCCUCCACUUCCUGCCUCCGUCGGCAUGAACACGCCACAGCAGGAUGAUUGUGUUGAAGAAACUCACUUCCCUCCUCACCCUCACACUGCUCCGACUCACCCGACCCCACAGGUCUUUGUCAUCAUUAACCCUCCUACCCCCCAGCAGCAGCAGCAGGUGGCUGCUCCUCCUCCCUCUGUGGCCCCGCCUCCCACCGUCCGUCCCUCCAUUAUCAUCAAGGAGGAGAACCUUCCGUCAGAGGAGGAGCUGCUGGAGAUGGUUUCUCUGGAGGAGAAGCAGGUGGACGAGGUUCCUCAGUUGAUCUGUGACUCGGGCGACUCACAGCCCCCCCUCACCAUUGUAGAAACCCCGCCCCCUUCCUGCUUGCAGCCCGGGGUCAGAGGUCAGCAGGCCACAGGGGAGGGCGUAGUGGAGAUGGAGAGGAAGGACACACUGACAGAUCCCCCUGUUACUGUGGUGAUCGCCUCCUCCUCUCUCACCUCCUCUUCCUCCUCCUCCUCUCUCUCCUCCUCCUCUCUCUACUCCUCCUGGACAGUAACCCCUCCUGUGACCUCCACCUCAGACGUUGCCCCUCCAAAACCAAAGAAACCUCGAGGGCUGGAGCUGCCCUCCUCGCCCUCCCUCCCCCCCGGCCUCUCUCUGGAUAAGGUGAACGCAGCCGUGAACAGUCUGCUCGCUCCAACCACCAACACACUGACGCCGACGGUCAUCACGUCACACGCUCUGACUCCGGUCCUGUUGACCCCCAGUCCUCUUCCCUCCACCAUCCACUUCUGGAGCACGCUCAGUCCCAUCGCUCCUCGCUCUCCGGCCAAACUCUCGUUCCAGUUUCCGUCUAAUGGCAGCAGUAAUAAUCAGAUCCACAUUCCAGCUCUGAGCGUUGACGGUCUGUCCACUCCCGUCGUCCUCUCUCCUGGUCCUCACAAACCCUGAGCUCGCUCCUCACUCCUCGCUCUUCUCUCAGGUCAGGACUCACCUGACUGUCUCCCCCUGGAGGCCCGGAGGACAACUGCACCUGGACAGCCGCUGACACACUCCAGGAACAGGAAGUGUGGCUGUCAGACAGGAACUUGUUGAAGGCCUUGUUCCCUCAGCGUGAGUGCUGUGGUGAGCGCUGCUCGUCACAUGAACGAGGGAUUCUUCUUCUUCUUUUUUUCUGCGGACUGUCAAUGAUAUGAGAACGUUAACGUCUGAGGGACGUUUUUUUUUUUUUUGAUGAAUUUGAAUUCCAGUGUUUGUUUUUCAUGUUUUCAGGAGGGUGGUCCAUGUCAAAGUGGGCGUGUUUGAUUUUCACACCCUGCCGUCGUCUCUGCUGGUUUUCUUCACAAAUGUGAUUUUUCCUGGCCACGCCCCCUCACAUGUAUGCAUGUCCUGUUAUUGGACUGAUGUCCUCAGCAUGACUUUGAAUGGACCAAUCACAGAGCAGAGACGAUGAUGAUGAUGAUGAUGAUAAAGAUCAUCAGCAGAGUCAUUUCUCUUUAAAGUGUUAGGAUGUUUGUUUUCUGACGUGUGGUCAUGUGACUCCUGGUGAGUGAAUCUUUUUGAUGACGACGACGGUCGUUUUCCUCGGGCAGCUCUGAUUGGUCCAUAUUUUUCCUGAACGCUUUGUCGGUGACCUGCAGUGAUGAUGUCACAGACAAAGGUGUAAUGACGUGCUGGCGGUGAUGGGGGCGCUGACGAGGUCACACAUGAUUUGUUGUUGAUACAAAUGUAGAAACAUUGUAUGUUUACGUUAUUGAUGAAUAUUUAGCUGCUACAUUAGCCAGCAGCCGUGAUAUUAGCUGGAUGAGGGUUUUUUUUUAGCUUCGAAGGUCGUGACCUUAUGUCCCAGUUAGAAAACAAUAUAUUUUACUUCUGAUCUAUAAUCAGUAAUAUUUAAAAAAAAAUUAAAUUGUGGCUGUUUUUGUAGAUGUAAAUACUUAGCAUUAGCUCCUCUUUAGCUUCAGUCAGCGAGGAUGUGCUCGUCACUGAGAGCUCGUCACUGAUAGCUCGUUAGCGCCCCCCUCUGCAUGAAACAAAGCACUUUUUAGUACAUUGACAUUUACAGGGAGACUCUCCGUGGGCGGGGCUCCCUGCAGCACAGAUGCAUUGUGGGUCACGUGUAAAUGUGUGGCUACAUUGAAAACUGCAGGGGAAAAAUUCAGCUGCAAAACGUACAAAGUUUUAUUUAAAAAAAAUAAAUAAAUAAUAAUAAUAAUAAUAAUCAAAGUGAUAAUCACGACUUCUUUACGACUGUUGUUGUUUGUGAUGCUAACUGCUAGCGCUGUUGUUACCACGCUAACCUUACCUGACUGUUGCUGUUAUUGUUGCUGAUGCUCCUCGUGGUGGCGCUGUUUACAUGUUUAUCUAUGCUUCUGUGUGUGUGACCACCAGUCUGUAACACACACACACAGGUGUUGAGUGUCAGGACGUGAGUGAAGCUCGUGAAUCAGCUGACUGUGACUGACUGAUGUGGAGUGAGUAAAUAUAACGGUGACGAUGAUAAU